AUCAAGUGUCAUUUCCUUGAUCACGGAGACACUGACCUUCUGAUCCCAGAUCAACUGCGACUCCUGGACACCAAACUCAACAAAUCAUUACCCUACCAGGCUAUUGAAGUUUCCCUUUACGGACUAGAAGAGGUGGCAGAGAACAUCACAGUUUUGGAAGCGCUGUUUGACUUUGCUCUUGGCAAAACUUGUGUGGCAGAGGUCGUCAGUAGGGAAGAGUGCCUGUCUGUGAUACUGUUUGACACCUUUGGUAAGGAAGAUGUUAACAUUAAUGAGAAGAUCGCAAAGACUUACCAAGAAGCAUCAGAAACCUCGCUGCUUACUAGUCACUCCUCGCCGAUCGGCAGCGUGGCGAAUCUACUUGAUCGACCCUCGGACACAGCCGACCGGCCACUUGAUUCCUCGCUGUCUAACAAGUCCAUAGACACCCAGAGCAGCAGUGUUUCUUCCCUCUCUGACACCUCUGACUGUGCGAUGUCCCCUAAUAAACAAGAUACACCAGAGUCUGUCACCCUUUCACCCCAGUCUAGUUAUAUAGCAACCCUUAACUCAAAACUCGAGACUGGAAAAAAUACUGGCAGUGAGGGACCAAAGCUCACUCCUGCCCGACAGUUCUCUUCUACAAAUGUGCAAUCAGAAACCCCAGUAGUUGUCAAGGACCAGCUUCUUGUGAGGCAGAAAUCCUCCGACUCCUGGGAGACGGAGGAGAGUGAGGAAGAAAUUGGAGAUGAAUGCGGUGUAGAAGACUCAGAAGCUAUACAAAAUAAUUCUGAGGAAAUUUCUAAUCCAACAAGUGUUUCUGUGACUAAGCAAUCAGCUGAGAACCAGUCUGUGAUAAUUUGUGACAACAGUUCAGGGGGCGAGGAUGUGAUAGCUGAGGCGUCCCAGCCCAGUAGUCUGUACACGUGGGGGACAGGAAAGCCCGCGGCCGUGGUUUUAGACGAGGACCUCUGGGACAAGGAAGCAUACCACCGGCGAGUAGUCCCACCCCAUCAUACACUUCCUCCAAACGGCCAGUUCUGUGAUAUCCACAUCGGAUUUGUUUUUGAUCCAGCAAAUUUUGUUGUGGUGUUUGCUUACCAACCUCCCCUGUCAGACUCGUGUAUAACACCUUUUGAAAGCAUGUCAGAUAUGCAGCGACUACAUCAAGAGUUAAAUGACUAUAUGUCAGAAGCAAAAACAGAAAAGAGUCUGGCUGAAGAAGACGUGAAGCUAGGACACCUAUACGCUGGCCAGCAGGACGACUGUUGGUACCGUACAAUGAUACGCCAAGCUGUGGGGCCAGAACUGUUUUCUGUGUACUACCCUGACCUGGGAGAGUUUAACGUCGUCGACACCAGUGAACUUCAGCCCCUCCCAAUUCAGUUCUGGGCACUUCCCUUCCAGGCGUUUAAAGCUAAACUUGAUGCAAUACGUCAAGCUAAACGGACUGGGUUUUGGAGCGAAGGAGCUAUCUUCAAGAUGAAAGAGCUGACUGAGGGCAAGAACCUGGUUGGACUGGUGAGAGGAGUGGAUGAACAUAAAGUUGUCUCCCUUUCACUGGUGGACACCUCGGAUGAGAACAUAGACGUUUGUGUAGGGGAUGUGCUGGUCGAGUUAGGAUUCGCUGAACCUUCCUGACUCCAAGUAUACCUGUAUACAGUGUAACACAAGAUGGAGGACAUCAGUAUCCUGGGAGAAUUGAAAGCAAUGUCACAAGAUAUGAAUUAGAAGUACAUAUGAAUUUCAGUGCAUUUUCUUACCGGUGACUCAAAUUUUCACCUACAAAUUAAUAUCUCUUUGUGAUGCUAUUUGCAAGUAAUCCUAACCCCUUGUGCAGAUGUUGCCUGCACCCAUUAUCCCGUUGCUUUUGGUCCCGAAGAAUCCCGACUUUCUACCAUGUUUUACCAGUGUAACUGGAUACCUUACUGACAGCUCGACUGCUACCUUUAUAAUCCUGAUUUUAACGAUGAUUAGUAUGUAAUGUAUAUAUUGGGACGCUGUAUCAAAUGCUCUUCAGGAAUACGAUAUACAUUCUGUUAUUAUGCAAAAGUAUGUAAACCAACAUUAAGUUUGCCUGCUACAUGAUUUGUAUGUUAUCAUUAAAAAUGAUUGCGUAAAACCUGGACACUUGUUUACUUGUUUG
Molecule: messenger RNA, 2125 nt
Organism: Mizuhopecten yessoensis (Yesso scallop)
Lineage: Eukaryota; Metazoa; Mollusca; Bivalvia; Pectinida; Pectinidae
Product: tudor domain-containing protein 7A-like
Exons: 7
Source: RefSeq, a predicted model, not a curated record